AUGGCGCGCACUUCCGCCGAAUUUGGGUUUGUUUUUAUGCAAGCCCAAAAGGAGGCACCUCCUAACAUGCAAUGCUUGGAUAAGUUUCUUUUUCAAAGCAUAGUUGCAAAACACAAAACAUAUCAUUCCAAAAAUGGAACCACCACAAAACAUAUCACUCCAAAAAUGUUUGAUAAAGAAUCCGGCUACGAGGUUAAGGAGUGCCAAUUGAGAGUUGUCUAUGUGAACCCUCCUCGGCCGCGAUCUCCCGUUCAAGAAGGAUUUGAUACGGAUUUGAAAACUUCAGUUGAACAUGUUAAACAUGUUGAACAAUCUGAUACACCAUUUGAGGUACAUCCUGAAAAGCUACAAUUUCUUUUUACCAUGCAAGCUCAAGAAGAAACAUCUCCUAACAUGCAAUGCAAAGAUAAAUUUCUAAUUCAGAGCAUAGUUGCAAAGAUGGGAGCAACCACAGAAGAUAUUACUUCAGAAAUGUUUAAUAAAAACUCGGGUUCUAAAAUUGAAGAGUGCAAACUAAGAGUUAUUUUUGUUGAACCUUCUCAACCAUCAUCUCGAAUUCAAGAAGAAUCGGUUGAAUAUUUAUCUUCUCGCUCAGAUCAGGCAGCUGCACUUAUUUUAAAAUUAAUUGAGGAGAGGGAUAGUGCUAUUAAGCAAAAUAAAAGACUGGAGCAAGAACUGGAGUUUUUGAGGAGUAAAGCCAACAAUGACGGUUAUAUAAAGCAGGCAUGUCAAUGA
Messenger RNA from Vicia villosa (hairy vetch), 735 nucleotides. Its product is annotated as vesicle-associated protein 1-2-like. The record is from RefSeq and is a predicted model, not a curated record. Bases 1 to 735 code for a protein of 244 amino acids. The transcript has 8 exons. Lineage: Eukaryota; Viridiplantae; Streptophyta; Magnoliopsida; Fabales; Fabaceae. Gene Ontology annotation, cellular component: endoplasmic reticulum membrane; plasma membrane. Gene Ontology annotation, biological process: endoplasmic reticulum membrane organization.